UACCAUCAGGUAAAUAUCGAUUUCCCUUGAGGUCAGGCCUUACAACGAGAACAAUACACACAUCGGUAUAUCGGGGUGGCCGUCUCCAGUGAUCCGUUCUAGGGGUGUUGUAUAUUACUGAUAUACUUUAAACGUCAUUCACGAGUCGGAUAGAACAAGAUGGCUUCUCAACCACCUCCACAACAACAACCCCCACCCCCAGGUGGAUACCCACCCCCACCGGCAGGAUACUCGGCACCCCCACCGGCAGGAUAUUCGGCACCACCACCCAUGUACCAGCCAAACCCAGCCCAUCAGACCGUGGUUGUCACCACUCCUGGAUAUGCACAGCCUCUCAUUUUCCGUGAGGGUCCAGUCAACAUGUCCUGUCCAUUCUGUCAGGCACAGAUAGUGACUACCACCACAUACGUCACCGGAACACUCGCCUGGCUCAUUUGUGGUAUCCUUAUUCUCUUGGGAUUUUGGCUCGGCUGCUGUCUGAUUCCUUUCUGUCUAAACGGAUGCAAGGAUGUUGUACACACGUGCCCGAACUGCCGCCAACAGGUUGGCAAAUUCUCCCGGAUGUAGGGAAGCUACUUCGGCAUUUCCCGGGGAAAGAGACUUUAUUCUAAUACUAUCGGUUUUUCAUCGACAUGGAACACACAUUUUUUGUGAUUAUACAUCUGUGAUUGAACGUGUUCUCAACAGUAGACAACCACGCUAUAUAGUUUCAUCUAGAAUUUGUUAUGGGAAGACAUCAAUGAAAAUAUCCUCAGAUGCCAUGACCGUUUGGGGGAAAUGAGAUGUCGGAGGUUUACGUGGAAGACCCGUAAAACUAUAUAACCGAUUUGAAGCCAUCCGGUGACGAAAAGAAAUGUUAAUAUUGUAUCUAACCUAUCAACAUUAUUCUAUAAAUGAUCUGAGGGAGAAAGGCGUUUUCAUGGUAUACCUAAAUUAUCACCAUUCCGCAAAUGUUCCCGAGGAGAGAUGAGUUUUAAUGAUAUACCCAAAACAUCCCCAUUAUUCUGUAAAUGAUCUGAGGGAGAGUUACCGAGGACGGGGGUGAUGUGCUGUCAUAUUCUUAAUUAUGUCAAAUCCAAUCUUUUUAUUGGAGGAUUUGUUUUAUCUUGAUAAAUUCGGAGUAACAAUGAUACAUUCUAUUCCAUUGUGAUAUUUACGGCCAUGCGUGUGAUAGUUUGAUUACAUGUGCCUAUUCAGCUCGAC
This is a messenger RNA of Pecten maximus, 1203 nucleotides long. Its product is annotated as LITAF domain-containing protein-like. The record is from RefSeq and is a predicted model, not a curated record. Gene Ontology annotation, molecular function: zinc ion binding. The transcript is spliced from 3 exons. The coding region runs from base 160 to 567 and encodes 135 amino acids. NCBI's taxonomy places the organism in Eukaryota, Metazoa, Mollusca, Bivalvia, Pectinida, Pectinidae.